UCUACGAGUGGCGGGGGGAGGGCCUGCGCCUCUUCCGGGCCUCCCGGGGCCGCGACGUGGGUUGGAGCAUCCUGGACGUCGCCUUCAGCCCCGACGCCUCCAGCCUCUACUCCAGCUGGUCCGACUACAUCCACGUGUACGACAUCUACGGGGACGGGGACAACCACACGGCCCUCGACCUGCGGCCGGAAGAGCGCCGCUUCGCCGUCUUCUCAUUGGCCGUGGGGCCGGACGGGCGGGAGGUGGUGGGCGGAGCCAACGACGGCUGCCUCUACGUCUACGACCGGGAGGUCCAACGCCGCACCCUACGGGUGGAGGCCCACGAGGACGACGUCAACGCGGUGGCGCUGGGGGACGGGGCGGGGCAGCUGCUGCUCUCGGGGGGGGACGACGGCGUCUGCCGGGCCUGGGACCGCCGCUGCCUGGGGGAGGGGCGGCCCCGCCCCGUCGGCCUCCUGGCCGGCCACCGCGACGGCAUCACCUUCCUGCACCCCCGGGGCGACGGGCGCUACCUGGUCUCCAACUCCAAGGACCAGACGGCCAAGCUGUGGGACCUGCGGCGCCCGGCGGGGCCGGGGGGGCUGGCGGCCGCCCGUCGGGCCGUGGCCCGGCAGAGCUGGGACUAUCGCUGGCAGCGGGCGCCCCCCCGCGCCAUGGCGACGGCGCCGCUGCCGGGCGACAGCUCGCUGAUGACGUACCGGGGUCACGCGGUGCUGCACACGCUGCUGCGCUGCCGCCUGGCCCCGCCCCCCGGCCUCUUCCUGGCGGCCGGCAGCGCCUCGGGGGCGGUGCUGGUGUACGACGUGCUGAGUGGGCGGGCCGUGCGGCGGCUGACCAAUCACGGCGCCUGCGUGCGGGACGUCUGCUGGCACCCCCAGGGCGGGGCCCUGGCCACGGCCUCGUGGGACGGCACCGUCCGUCUGUGGGGCUACCGGGAGCCGCAGGACGAGGACGCGGGGGGGGGACGCGGGGUGACACCCCCCCCCCGGCCCCACAGCGUCGCCCCACAAUAAACCGCUGUGACCCCCAA
This is a messenger RNA of Chroicocephalus ridibundus (black-headed gull), 1030 nucleotides long. It is a transcript of the gene DCAF11, whose product is annotated as DDB1 and CUL4 associated factor 11. Gene Ontology annotation, molecular function: protein binding. The record is from RefSeq and is a predicted model, not a curated record. NCBI's taxonomy places the organism in Eukaryota, Metazoa, Chordata, Aves, Charadriiformes, Laridae. Gene Ontology annotation, cellular component: Cul4-RING E3 ubiquitin ligase complex. Gene Ontology annotation, biological process: proteasome-mediated ubiquitin-dependent protein catabolic process.